AUGGACACAGGGAAUAACACACAAACUUCAGAAAUUUUUCUUCUGGGAUUCUCAGAGGAACCAGAACCGCAGCUCCUCAUAUAUGGGCUUUUUCUCUCCAUGUACCUGAUUACUGUCUUUGGAAACCUGCUCAUCAUCCUGGCUGUCAGCUCAGACUCCCACCUCCACACACCCAUGUACAUCUUUCUUUCUAACCUGUCCUUUGUAGACAUCUGUUUCAUCUCCACCACAAUCCCAAAGAUGCUGUGGAACAUCCAGAUGCAGAGCAAAGUUAUCACCUAUUCAGGCUGCAUCACUCAGAUGUACUUUUUCACACUCUUUGUAGGGCUGGAUGAUUUCCUCCUGACCAUGAUGGCUUAUGAUCGGUUUGUGGCCAUCUGCCACCCCCUGCAUUACACGAUCAUCAUGAACCCCCAGCUCUGUGGGCUACUGGUCCUGGUUUCCUGGACCGUGAGUGUUCUUCAUUCCUUGUUGCAAAUCUUAAUGGUUUUACAACUGUCCUUCUGCAAAGACUUGGAAAUCCCUCACUUUUUCUGUGAACUCAGACAGAUGGUCCAAUCUGCCUGUUCUGACAUGUUUCUUAAUAACAUAGUGAUGUAUUUUGCAGUUGGGCUUCUUGGUGUUGGUCCCCUGGCUGGUAUCCUUUACUCUUACUCAAAGAUAGUUUCUUCCAUACAUGGACUCUCAUCAGGUCAGGGGAAGUAUAAGGCAUUUUCCACUUGUGCAUCUCACCUCUCAGUUGUCUCCUUAUUUUAUUGUACCUGCUUAGGAGUCUACUUCAGCUCUGCUGCUACCAAAAGCUCACAGUCAAGUGCGACAGCCUCGGUGAUGUACACUGUGGUCACACCCAUGCUGAACCCCUUCAUCUAUAGUCUGAGGAACAAAGACAUAAAGGGUGCUCUGAAAAGAAUAUGUGGGGAAAAUACAAUAAAAGGGCCAUUUUUCCUAGGGUGA
Messenger RNA from Sus scrofa (pig), 954 nucleotides. The record is from RefSeq and is a predicted model, not a curated record. Lineage: Eukaryota; Metazoa; Chordata; Mammalia; Artiodactyla; Suidae.